Molecule: messenger RNA, 6087 nt
Organism: Thalassophryne amazonica
Lineage: Eukaryota; Metazoa; Chordata; Actinopteri; Batrachoidiformes; Batrachoididae
Product: SH3 domain and tetratricopeptide repeat-containing protein 1
Exons: 19
Coding region: 94-4077 (1327 amino acids)
Molecular function (GO): protein binding
Source: RefSeq, a predicted model, not a curated record
AACCAAAGCAGCUGUUCUGUCAAGCUUCACGCCACAGAGGAGCCACGUGACGUGCCGUGGAGUGGACUAGUCACACUCGGAGCUGAGUUCGAGAUGUCAGCCAGGACGGACCGAGGUACCGGGAACCGGAGACCGAACGCCGCCAACCGACACCGGAACCGGAAGCAGACGGAAACAACGAGCCGCAGCAGAAUGGUGCACGGUGUGUCCAGAGAUGCUGGAAGUCUGAAGGGAGCUCAGUCAACGCCUGAGGAAAGCUUCCCAACAGUUCUGCCCAUGCUGCUGGCUGUGGUCAAGGGUCCUGUCCAUGUUCCUGCAGACGACAAGAUACAGGAAAUGCUCAGAAGGAAACUGUGCAUUCUGCAGGGGGAUAACACUGAGCUCAAUGCUUUAUUCAUGGAGUUGUCUGCCCAUCUUGUCUCCAUCAACAGUGAGGAAAAGGUCAUUUCUGUCACUUUCAGUACAUUUGAGGAAAUAUGGAAGUUCACCACAUAUUACACAACAGGUCUUGUCGCCCAGUGUAUGGAGAAUCUGUUGGUAGAUCAAACGUUCUGGCUCACUUCCUUGGAAGAAGACGUAGCUAUUGAGGUGUCCAUUCAGGAAGAAACAUUAAACCUCAUCUAUAAAGGCAUUCUCCUGCAUGAUGGUUCAUUGUUUGCUAGUUGUAAUGCCAACCAGAUGUUUGACAGCUCCACAUAUGGAGGUGACCUAUACCUGGAACAGGGAGACAUUGCCCAGUUUGAGCCUCCCUUCCUAGGGUCUGGAUGGACCGUCCUCUCUUUGGCUGAUGGAGCUCGAGGCACUGCACCCAAACCUGCUUUGGAGCCAGUUAUUCCUUUUCAUCAGUGGUUUCUCAAAUCCUGUUCAGAGAGUAUUUUAGUUGGUGACGGGAAACCAGCCUGUGACUUUCCUCUGCCGUUUGCUCGAGGAACGUGUCGGGCCACAGCGGAGUAUGUCGCCGAGGGCCCCGAGGAGCUGAGCGUGGCCCCGGGUGACUGCAUCGUUAUCACGGGGCUGCUGGUGUCCUGCUUUGAUUGGUUCACAGGGAAGAAGAAGGCCACAGGAGAAGUGGGUUUGGUCAAGACGAGUGUGGUGGAACCGUCCGGGAACACGUACAUGUCUGAUGAUAUUUUUUUGGAUGAAGAAGUAAACACCUUAUUUAGUCUACGAGAUGAUGAUGUCAUAGAGGAAACAACUGCUGUGUUGAAGAAGAAAUCUGAAAAUGAUUUUGGACACAACUAUAAACUGGAUAUAAUCAAUUAUGAAGACUCGGAGAAGACAGUGUCAAAUCGUUUUUCAAGCAAAGUUGAGUCUCACCUGCCUGAACUGAACCAAAAUAUUCAGAGGAUUCUUCAUCAAAGUAAAUAUUCGUCACCAGAGUCCGCUGUCUUGGUGACGGGCACAUACAUGGACUUGAUCCAGGGUACACAGACAAAAGACCCGAGUCCUCUCCUGUUCACGGUUUGCCCAGUUGUAGAGGAACACAAUACCAUAGACAUCUUCAUCCCCCUCUUCUCCUUUUUGGAAGGCCACAACUACAACGUUGAGUUUGGAGCCCUGUAUGGACUAAGUCCAGACCUCCUCUCCGCCACAGUCUUUACCGGCCAUUCUGACGAGGAUGAGCUGAUAUCUUUCUUAAGUGUUGCUCGGGAAAUGGCCAGGAAAAAGCGACUUUUCUGGCCGCACACCCGUCUUUGUUUCCUUUUGGGUAAGCUCUGCACUGGGAGGUUGAAGUUCAGCCAGGCCCGAGUUUAUUUUGAGGAAGCACUUACUGUGCCACGAGAAGGUUUCAGCGACCUGAGGCUACUGGCUAGCAUCUACGUGAACCUAGCUGCCAUCUAUCUUUUGCAGAAAAACAGAGAACAUUUCUUUGAUGUGGCGGAACGACUUGCUGCCUUGAUCAUGGGGAUCCCAGACUGUGUUGUCGGCACAGAUGAUGACUUGGCUAUGAAGUUUAUUCUGAAGAAAGCCAUUCUGUCGCAUAACAACAUGGCAGAGGCCCGUGCUUGCUACCUCUUAGCGAAGUAUCACUGGACCUGCACCGAAGGUGAGAAAGCCAUUCCUUACCUUGAGAGACUUGUUGUUCUUUGUGCUGAAUCUCAAAGAACAUGGAGAGUCACCCCCAGUCGUGGGUACCAGAUCCUGGGAAAGGUCUAUAGUGAACUCAGCCUCCCCCACCUUAGCGUCAGCUCAGUCAGGAUAUCAUCUCUGCAGCCAUCUACCACACUCACCGAUUGCCUUAGAGGCAUGGUUCUAGUUCUGGACAAUGCCAUCAGCCUGUCUGGUUUUACAGAACAGAAAAACUCAGUCCCAACUCAAGUGGUUCCUUAUUUACACCAAGCACUCAGUUUUUCGAGGGCUAGGCACGGUGAAGAAGACAACAGCCAAUACAGCAUGUUGACCCAUUACCUUACCGUUUGUCUGUGUCAGCUGUUUUACAAGCACCGGAUGGUUGGACAUGCUAUCCACCACAUGCAUAAUCUUAUCUACAACUGUCCAUCUUCACAAAGUCUGUCCGUCUCAGUCCCUGAAAGAAACAGCGCCCUCAUCUGGCUGGCAUGGCUUCACAUUGUCAAUAACCAGCCUGAAGUUGCGUUGGAUAUCCUGGACACUGUACGAGCCUCCAUGCCAGAGCAGCGCACAUCUUCUGAGGAAGGUGUGGUGCUCAACAUGUGUGGUGUUGCGCUUCGAUGCAUGGGCAACCUUCGGAAGGCAGCAGAGAGCUACGGUGCUGCUCUUGACAUAUGCAAAAAGCUUGAAGAUCAACCAAACUCGGCUGCAUCCCAGGCGAACCUCGGACUGCUGUGUCUGAAGGCUGGAGCAAAAGGUCUAGCUGAGAGAUGUCUGAAUGAGGCCGUGCAUCUCUUCUCUGAGCUGGAUGAUGCUGGUCAUGAGGAGAACUUCAUUAUGGUGCUACUGGAGCUUGGACAGCAUUAUGUGAAGCAGCACCAGCUGAACUUUGGGAAGGCAUGCUAUGAGUGGGCUCUACUGCUGGCUAUCAGCGCUGACCUUUUAGACUACCAGCUCACUGCGUCCAGACACCUGCACCGUCUGUACAGCUGUGAAAGUCCAGACCAGACCAAGUGCAUCAUCUACAGUCAGCACCAGGCCUUGCUGCUGACACAGACAGGGGACAGAGGACAGGAAGGAGACACUCUGGAAGCCAUCAGCCGGCUGUACCUCAGUCUGGGCACAGACAGGGCAUACCGGGUGGCCCUGGACUACACCAAGAGGAGUUUGGGCAUUUUCAUAGAUCUGGGCUGUAAACAGAAGGAGGCCUAUGGCUGGUUGCAGGCAGGAAGGAUCUACCACAUGCUGGGGCAGACUGAACUGGUGGACCUAUAUGUCCAGGUAGCUCAGGAUGUUGGUCUGAGCACAGGAGACACCAGCUUCAUCCUGGAGCUUUUGGAAGCAGCUGGAGAUGUCUUCUUCAACAGCUCCAACGACCAGGACAAAGCUGUCUGCUUCUAUAGGGACCGCGCUCUGCCCAUUGCGGUGAAGAGCAGCAGCACUUGGGCCAGGCUGAGGUUGUGUAACAAACUGACCGAGCUGAUGCUUCGUCUCAAACUAUAUGGUGAAGCUGUGGAGUUCGCUCAGACCGCGCUGCACCUCAGCAUCACUCUCGGUGAACAGCUGAACGAGCGAGUGGCGUACCAUCGACUGGCCUGGCUCUACCGUUGUCUGGACCAGUUUGAACUGGCUGAGCACUACUUCCUUAAGACCCUGUCCCUGUGUCCAACACCUCUGCAGUUUGAUGAAGAAGCUCUGUAUUACGUCAGAAUGUACCAGAUCCUUGGCGACAUCAUAUUCUACGACCUAAAGGAUCCCUUUGAUGCUGCCGGGUACUACCACCUCGCCUUGGCUGCAGCCAUGGACCUGGGCAACAAGCGGUCUCAACUCCAGCUGUGCACUCGCCUGGCCACCAUCUACCACAACUUUCUUGUAGACCGAACUCUCUCCCUCUUCUUUUACCAGAAGGCCAGGGGGUUUGCAGCAGAACUGAAUGUGAAGAGGAUUAACAUUUCUGCUGAUCAGCUGCGCAGCGGCGGCACACGGUCCAAAAGCACCAGGAAUUAGAAAAGAAACAAGCAAGACCUCGUCAAGUCACAGGUUACUUUUCCAGCCAAGGGCAGUACCCAUUUACAACUGGCUGGACUGGUACAAUGUGGAUACAUCCAAGAGCACAGAUAGUGUGACUGGGAAUCGAACCUAUGUCUACAUGUUGCCCAACUGCUGUCUUACCUACUUAGUGCUUGAACCCACAUUUGGCUUUCACAGAAAUUACUUUUUUUUUUUAACGCAUUGGGUUUGCGUGUGUAAAAAUGUGCACUCACUUGGUAGCACCCGCAAAUGAAUGCACAUGCUAAUCUACUCAUGGCGCGCACUGAUGAUUGCAUCUUUCAAAUGAACAAAAUAGCACGUAUUGUUCACUUAACAUGUUCGCCAUCACAAAUAUGCAAUUUGGGGUUUGUCUACCCGAGUGCACAAAAUUGUGGGAGUUGGUGAAUUUAGCACAUUGCCGAUACGCCGCCGUUCAUUAUUGUUAAAUAUUGCAACAGCAGCUCAUCAUCAUCCUCACAUCUACCGGUCAAAGAAUUUGAAGCACAUUACAACAAUAUUAACAAUAUAUUUGGCUUCUUCAGCAGCUAAUAUUAUAGUCAUUCUUGACUCGAUAUAUAGAACUACUCCAAAUCAACUAACACUUACUUUAAUUAAAUGCAUAGAUUUUUCUUGAGUCUGGAUCAUACAAUCUUAUUGUAUCAUGCAAGUGAAAAUUUUGAAUUUGUUAUUUCAGCGUGAGUAAAGUACAGAAAAAAUGACUAUUGGGGGCCGCUAGUGAAUUCCAGGUAUCUGUUCAAAUAUGAAAAGUACCAACCCUAGCUAUGACUGAACUAUGUCUGCCUAUCUGUACCCCCUCUGAUCCCUAUUAUGCAUCUUGUGCCUUACUGUGAGCUCAGAUAACACACUGUAAAUGCAGGGUGGUGUUAAACACAUUCCAAAUGCACUUCCGCAAUGCACUUUAAUCUACGUACUAUAGACCUUCAAGAUAGCAUCCACAACUUUUUUCCAUUCCGAAAACUAGUGAGCAACCUUGAUGGACUCAACUGUAGAUCACUACUUUCGAGAGGUGGGGCUGCACCAAUUAUCUUCUAGGUGGCUGCCAUCCAGGAUCCAAUGCAGUUCUGAAGUGUGACAGAUGUGGCAAGAGAUUAUAAUACAGUAUGAAACCAACCACCUACAUCCAACAACAACAACAAAAAUCAAAUUUAAAUUCUUGGGUAGAAAAUGACAAUAUACAAAUAAUGAAUGUGUAUGAGUGCAAUGGUAAGAAUAUUUAAUGAGAUGAAAGAUGGAAUGUUCCUUGUCAUUUGAUAUUUUAUUGAUUUAUAAACAAGAGGAAAAGGGACUUACGCCCUUCGUGGUCCUAUGGUGUCCGCCAAAGCUUGAUAGUGAGACCGAAAUGCCCCAGCUCACCUAGGUGUCAUCUGACAGAACCUGGUGUGCCUCAGCGGCCAACCCGGCCUGCACGGCUCUACCUCUGACAAACACUGCUUUCUCAAGAGCCCCCCCCCCCCAACUCAUUCUCGAGCCCCCUCGAUGCAUCCAGCCUUCCCGUCUAUUACCCAGCAUGCCUGGGCACUGUACCAGGCUGCUUUUUGUUUUUAAGCUAAGCACCAUCACUGCUAGUGUGUGUACAAAAUGUAUAGAACCAAAAUUGCACGAUAAAAGGAACACAAUGGCAAAUGGUAUGAAUAAUACACAUCACGUGACAUACAAACCACAAAUCAAAUGACAAGGAUCUAUUUUGGUGUUAUAUAAUGUCUGUUAAUUAAGUAAAUAUUUAAUUUUUGUAGAGGUCUUAGAGCUGGUGUGAACACAUCCAUCACAUCAUUGAACUGCUUUGAGUCCCAACUAGCAACAACAGAUCACCCUGCAGUCCAUCCUUGUUUCUGGAAAGUACCGAUUCUAUUGGCUCAUUUGACACAAAGUCCUUCCAGUAUUCUAUGGAGAGCUACGGGAACAAAGACGUCCAGUCAUAGUCUCAAGACCCACAAACCACAGAUUAAAGAUCUGCCUAAUCCUGAC